Messenger RNA from Baudoinia panamericana UAMH 10762, 1603 nucleotides. RefSeq lists its product as uncharacterized. The coding region runs from base 251 to 1480 and encodes 409 amino acids. The record is from RefSeq and is a predicted model, not a curated record. The transcript has a single exon. Lineage: Eukaryota; Fungi; Ascomycota; Dothideomycetes; Mycosphaerellales; Teratosphaeriaceae.
CGUCCGAGGUACAUCAGUCACAACAGCAGCGAAGCUCGUUCACCAACUCAUAUGCACGCUUCACGUGCUUGGUGCAUGCGUGACUGCCUGAUUACUGGCCCACCUUCACCGAUGUUUUCUGGUGACAAUAAUAUGCCCUUUCGACAGAGACACUGCGUAAACCACUCGUUGCUCCCCUGACAGGAUCCUGGUCACGCGCUGUCUUCCUAGCAUACAUUCCUUUCCCAGCAAGACUCUGGAAUCGAGAACAAUGGGUGGUCCCAAAUUCCGGACGCGACCUGAAGUGGAUCUGGUUGCUGAGCUCCUACGACGUGAUAUCAACAUGUACCGUACCAGGAGCUUCGACGAUUUCAUGAAUGAAGGAAUCAACGUCAAUGUAUACCCGGCACGCGAGGCACAGCGCAUCAAUGACUCAUUGGGUCACCUUCUUGGCUUCACUCACUACAACUUCGAGGUUUGGGGUGACCAGGAGAAGGCCAUGCAAGUUCGGCUCACUGGAGCGCAUCAAGCUCUCGUUCACUGUCGGGCCAGAUGGGUCCAUGUAGAGGCUUACCUGCGGUAUCUGCCUCACAGACAGAGACCUGAUGCAGCGCAUGCAAUCAAUAGGCCGCGUCUUCAAUGGGAAUGGUGGCUUGCCAACGGGAAGCUGUUUUCGUUCCUGACCCUACCCCGGGAGAUACGAGAUCAGAUAUAUAUCCAUACAUUUGGCUUCACUACUGAACCCUAUCCGACGUGUAAGAGCCGAAGGCUAAUGGGCCGUUUCGCUGGCAUGCAAAUCCAGAAACCGAGUGUCGCCUUUCUUAGACUGAACAAGCAAGUCAGUGCAGAAGCGGUAAAGGUGUUGUACUUGUAUAGCACAUUCGUUGCGGCACAGACUCGCGUCCUUGCUCGACUUCUAUCUAAGCGGUACCCACAAGAUAGCAUCCGCCGACUCGAAAUAGCACUGAGUCACCAAGAAUUUCUCAGGCUCUUCGGCUUCGCUCAUGCGGGGUUUGCAAUAUAUGAGCGGCAGGAGACUGCAGAGGCCUUGCGGCAGAUGAAACUCGACAACCUUACACUCACAUUCGCAGCUCCAUCCCUGACCGCCGUAAGCCAGAAUCUUGACGGUGCCUGUCAGAGAGUCGUGGUCGACUGGAUCCUUGAAGCCGCCUGGCCUUCGGUCCGUGGCCUUUUUGUGACAGUGGCCGGCUACGUCAAAACUGCGCAAAAGGCAAAGUUCGAGACUGCUUGCGGGACGGUGCGGGCGCAGAUCAGUCGGUGGAACAGAUUGCGAAGGGCAUUGGGCUUGUUCGAGGGCACCUUGCCAGAGUAUGAUCAGUGGCUGGCGGAGGCGGAGGGAGACUCUGAAGGGGGUGUCAGCAUUGUCGACUUAUCCAAAUGUGCCAAUGGAUACCUAUCAUUGACCGCUAAACAGGAGAUACCACCGGUAUGUCGAUGCAGAGUACUGUGCACAGCUGAAAAGUGGUCGGCGGAUGACUGAGGGCGGAAACGAUGGCUCGGGAGCUGGGAGAUGGCUAGAAGUUUUGCUUUGUCAGAAAGAUGUCUACUACACGGACAAAAGCCGAUCAAAUCUAUAUCCUCAAGGGCCAUCAACAUCACUAGA